This is a messenger RNA of Musca vetustissima, 858 nucleotides long. Its product is annotated as octopamine receptor Oamb-like. NCBI's taxonomy places the organism in Eukaryota, Metazoa, Arthropoda, Insecta, Diptera, Muscidae. The annotation marks the transcript as partial. Gene Ontology annotation, molecular function: G protein-coupled amine receptor activity. The record is from RefSeq and is a predicted model, not a curated record. Gene Ontology annotation, cellular component: membrane. The transcript is spliced from 4 exons. Gene Ontology annotation, biological process: adenylate cyclase-activating adrenergic receptor signaling pathway.
GAUUUAUUGGUGGGUUUGGCGGUGCUACCAUUUUCGGCUACAUGGGAGGUGUUUAAGGUUUGGAUAUUCGGUGAUGUCUGGUGCCGCAUUUGGUUGGCCGUUGAUGUAUGGAUGUGCACGGCAUCAAUAUUAAAUCUCUGUGCCAUAUCUUUGGAUCGUUAUGUGGCGGUUACAAGGCCGGUUACUUAUCCCAGCAUUAUGUCGACAAAAAGGGCCAAAUCUCUAAUUGCUGGCAUUUGGGUUUUAUCGUUCGUCAUUUGUUUUCCACCGUUGGUGGGGUGGAAAGAUCAAAAGCCAAUGGCAGAGCCAACAUACACCAGGGGAAAUUAUACGCUUUAUUAUGCCACUAGUACAAGUGAUGAAGAAGAUGGUGAAUAUGGCGGAUUUGAUGCCAGUGGCAGUGGGGAUAGCUCGUCGUCGGCAAGUUUUUCCAAUGCCAACUAUGAAACCUAUAGUCCGGAGCAUAUAACAGAUGAUGACUAUGGCUCAUCAACUACCACCAGCAGCCGGAGUGCCAACAGUGCUAUCACCAGCACUAGCACGAGCACAAGUAGAACUACCAGCAAAGCCACUAAAAUCCCAUCAACUACAUAUGACUAUGUGGAUUCAUUGCCGUUAUCAUCGCCACUACCACCACCACCGCCGCCACCACUAACACCACCACCACCCUGUCCCUGGAAAUGCGAGCUAACAAAUGAUCGCGGUUAUGUUCUCUAUUCCGCCCUCGGCUCCUUCUACAUACCCAUGUUUGUAAUGCUUUUCUUUUACUGGCGCAUUUAUCGGGCGGCAGUGCGAACCACACGAGCCAUUAAUCAGGGAUUUAAAACCACUAAGGGUAAGUAGCAAAGAUUUCGUUUU